Molecule: messenger RNA, 529 nt
Organism: Rubroshorea leprosula
Lineage: Eukaryota; Viridiplantae; Streptophyta; Magnoliopsida; Malvales; Dipterocarpaceae
Source: the annotation of a GenBank genome assembly
GGAAGCAGUUUCCUUAGUCUGCCCGGCAGCUGUCAUGUUAGCCCAUUUUCAGGGAAUUUUCUUCCAGGGGGCUAUGGCAACCAAACUGGCGGAUGAUUAUUACCAGGAACCCAUAUCAAUUGGCAUAAAGGCAAUGUUGCAGAAAGCACUAGGCAAUGGUGGGUGUUGGGCCACCGCCUACUGCCCUUGGGUUGUAUUAGUACAUUUUAGAUCUUCAGCAACUGGUUGCAUGUGGCAGAAGUUUUAUCCAAAAUUUGAGUGGAUAUUUGAUAUGCAGUUCAACUGCAUUAAUUAAAUAGCUUAAUUCACCAUUCUUUAUGUUACAGCUUGUGGUUGCCUGGCUGAUGAUAAAAUACUAAACCAAUUUUUAACCAUAAACUACUGACAAAAAUGUAAAAACUACUAGAUGUGCAGCACAAAGGAAUCCUUGUUAUGGUGUGUCAGCCGUGUCAAGUGAAAGUUAAGUGGUCCUGAUUGUUCAGAGAUAUUGUACUCGUACUUCUAGUUUGAAUAAUGAUAAGCCUGUACC